AUGGCUGCUGGCGCGUUGUCAGCUUUGUGUGAGUUCAUUUGUUUGUCUAGCCGAAGUAAUGCUAUCACAGAUAAUCGUUUUCGGAUGACAAAGAAAUGCACUCGAGUUUUAUACCAUACUUUAGUAUUAUUUUUGAAUCUCACUGUAUUAUUAUUCAUGUUCUUCACGACGACAGAAGAGUCACAAAAAUUGGAAGCUCUGAAAAUCGAUCCGUGCCCGACUAAAGAAUUUUUUAGGUCUCCUGUUGUAUUUUUUAUUUCCGAUUCAGCAAUCAGAAACUUUUUUAUGUUUUUUUGGGUUCCUGCACUUUUAUUUCAAACAUUUGCAAAUAGUGUAUUCCACUGGGCAUGUACAAUAUACUAUUUGUUCGUAGCUCCUCCUUCAAGAUCUACUUCUGCUGAAACUCGCCGAGCACAACGGCAUUUUUUAAUUGGAACCAUGAUCCAAACUUCAAUUCCGGUAUUAACUCUUAUGAUACCUCCACUUGUCUUGAUAUUUUUAUUUUCCAAGGGUUAUUACAACCAGGGCCUUAUGAAUCUGGGUAUGAUAUUUUAUGGGCUAAAUGGAUUGGUUGAAAGUUUGGCUAUCCUUUCGGUAUAUCGUCCUUAUCGGAACGCUGUAAAAGACAUUUUGAACUUUAGAAAAUCAAAAGAACCCAAAGUCCAAACUAUUCCAGUUCGAGAAGUUUGUGGGAAUUCUGGUUUUGGAAGGACACAUCUUCGAAUUUGA
Caenorhabditis briggsae is the source of this 729-nucleotide messenger RNA. The transcript is spliced from 3 exons. Bases 1 to 729 code for a protein of 242 amino acids. Lineage: Eukaryota; Metazoa; Nematoda; Chromadorea; Rhabditida; Rhabditidae. The record is from RefSeq and is a predicted model, not a curated record.